Messenger RNA from Clarias gariepinus (North African catfish), 3044 nucleotides. RefSeq names its product KISS1 receptor a (gene kiss1ra). Bases 16 to 1119 code for a protein of 367 amino acids. The record is from RefSeq and is a predicted model, not a curated record. Lineage: Eukaryota; Metazoa; Chordata; Actinopteri; Siluriformes; Clariidae. The transcript is spliced from 5 exons. Gene Ontology annotation, molecular function: G protein-coupled peptide receptor activity. Gene Ontology annotation, cellular component: membrane. Gene Ontology annotation, biological process: neuropeptide signaling pathway.
CUUUAGGAGAAAAGCAUGUUCUCCAGUGAGAUGUGGAACUCCUCGGAGAUGCUGCUGAAUGAUUCUGCGAGGAAUUUGUCCUUGGAGGAGGUGGAAGAAGGCGAGCAUCCUUUCCUGACUGACGCCUGGCUGGUGCCACUUUUUUUCUCGCUCAUCAUGCUGGUGGGACUUGUGGGGAACUCACUGGUCAUCUAUGUCAUCUCUAAGCACAGGCAGAUGAGGACUGCCACUAACUUCUACAUCGCUAACCUGGCAGCCACAGACAUCAUCUUCCUGGUGUGUUGUGUGCCAUUCACAGCUACCCUCUACCCUCUGCCUGGGUGGAUCUUCGGUGACUUCAUGUGCAAAUUUGUUGCUUUUCUUCAGCAGGUGACAGUCCAGGCCACGUGCAUCACACUGACAGCAAUGAGUGGAGAUCGUUGCUACGUGACCGUGUACCCCUUGAAAUCUCUACGUCAUCGCACUCCACGGGUUGCCAAGAUUGUAAGCAUCUGCGUCUGGAUUGGCUCUUUCAUUCUGUCCACCCCAAUUUUAAUGUAUCAAAGACUGGAGGAUGGCUACUGGUAUGGGCCUAGACAGUACUGCAUGGAGCGCUUUCCCUCGAAGACACAUGAAAGAGCCUUCAUACUAUACCAGUUCAUAGCUGUCUACCUGCUACCUGUUCUAACCAUUUCAUUCUGCUAUUCCUUCAUGUUGAAGAGGGUUGGCCAGCCAACCGUGGAGCCUGUUGAUAAUAACCAUCAGGUGCAUCUACUCUCAGAGAGAACCAUUUCCAUCAGGAGUAAGGUUUCCAAAAUGGUGGUGGUCAUCGUCGUACUCUUCACCAUCUGCUGGGGUCCCAUUCAAAUCUUCGUCCUCUUUCAGUCUUUCUACCCCAAUUUUAAGGUCAAUUAUGCCACAUAUAAAAUCAAGACAUGGGCCAACUGCAUGUCAUAUGCCAACUCGUCUAUCAACCCAAUCGUGUAUGGUUUUAUGGGUGCCAGCUUCCGAAAAUCCUUCAGGAAAACGUUCCCCUUCUUCUUCAGACACGCAGUGAGGGAUAGCAGUGUAAACUCUCGUACAGCAAAUGCAGAAAUCAAGUUUGUUGCAACAGAUGAGAGCAACACCGAAAGGAAAUGAGCAGCAACCAGUAAAGAGAAUUCAUACCUUCGUCUGCACAAAGCCAAAUGCUUAAUUGCUGGCACAUCCUUUGCCGAAACAAACGGAUAAAUUCAGAAAAUAAAUGAUUUCUUCAGGGAGUUCCAGUGUGCAUAAUAAGGAGAUAUACAAUGUCAUGGAAAGCAUAUUUGCUUGUUGUUUUCUUGAUGCGUUGUUUAGUGCAUGACAAACAUGAAAUGAGAAUGAGAUGAACUAAGAUUUGAUACUACAUGUACAGUACUGUGAGUUCACAUAAACAGCGGAUGCUAGCAGUAGCAUGAAUGGGAUGUAAAUCGGAGACUCCGAUGAAUGAAGGGAUGUUCUGCCAACAAUAAUAUGCAGGAACCUGCCAGAGAGGAUGUUACCUUAAUGACCCACAGAGACUCAUGACUCAUUGAUUGACUUGGAGAUAUAGGUAGGUCCUGCACCUCCCUGUGUACACACACUGCUGCCUAGCAUAGCCAUGUACAUUUGUAUCUUUAAUGGGUGUUACUGAUGUUCUCAGCUUACCUCCUGACUCAACCAAGAGUGUUCUUACAUGGACCACAAGUCUAAACAUAUUUCAGUGCAUACUGUAUUGUUACCAAUUACAGCUUGCCUCUUUUUUUCUCUGUACGUUAGUAAGUCUGUUGAAUUGUUCUGUUGAUAGGAUCACACCCUCAUCAGGACUUAAUUUUAAAUGAAUGUUUUGUGAGAAAGUCUUCUGUGUUCAAGACUCACCAAGAAAUGUUUUGUUAUAACAUUGUAAUUUUCCAUUAUCGUGUUACAUACAGUAAAUGCAGUACCGGUAAAACGUUUGGACACGCCAUGUUAUUCAAUGUUUUUCCUUCAUUUUUUAUUGUUUAAUGUUUAAUAUUAAUACUAAAGACAUUCACAUUUUGACAGAACAAGUAUGUAAUUAUGAAUAUGUUUAACCCAGAAUAUGUUUUACAAUUUGAAGUAACCACUUUGAUGACAGCUUUGCACACUCUUAGCAUCUUCUCAGUCAGCUUCAUGAGGUAGUCACUUGGAAUGGUUUACCAACAAUCUUAAAGGAGUUCCCAGAGGUGUUGAGUACUUGUUGGCUGCUUUUCCUUUUACUCUGGUCCAACUCAACAAAAAUCAUUCAGUUGGAUUCAGAUUGGGUGAUUGUGAAGGCCAGCUCAUCUGAUGCAACACUCUCCUUUUUGAAUAAAUAUGUGGGACAAAUCUGAGGUAUGUUUGGGAUUAUUGUCCUGUUGGAAAACAAAUGAAGGUCCCAUUAACUCCAAACUAGAUAGAAUGGCAUGAAACUGCAAAAUGCUUUGGUGAUUAAGUGUUUCCUUAUUUUGAUCACUUUGGUCACCAAUAAUGUCAUCAGUAAAGCCCCCUCAAACAUCACACCUCCUUCUCCAUGCUGCACAGUGGGAACCACACAUUUAGGAACUGUAUAUUCACCCUGUCUAAAUCUGACCAAGACAUUGUGGUUAGUCUUUUGGAUUGACCAGACUAAAGGACAAUUCUCUAUUGAUCUAACGUCUGUGUUUCUUGGCUCAAGCAAGUCACUUGUUGUUUUUCCAAAGUAAUGUUUUUUUGCAGCAAUUUUACCAUGGAGGCCUGACUCACACAGUCUCCUCUGAAUUGUGGCUGUUGAAAUAUGGUUGCUGCUAGAACUCCGAAAAGCAUUAAUAAAGGAGAGGUAGCUCUUGGUCUUUCUUUCCUGGGACAGAGCCAGUUUCAUCAUAGUGUUUGAUGGUUUUGGUGACUGCACUUUCAAAGUUCUUGAGAUUUUUCAAAUGGACUGGCCUUCAUUUCUUAAUGUAAUGAUGGACUGUUUUUAUCUCUUUACUUAACUGAGUGUUUCUUGCUAUAAUAUGGAUUUGUACAGUAGUUGUAGUAGCUAUUGAAUCUGUACCCACUCUUCCUCUGAUGAUCUACAGCACAUAAAC